This is a messenger RNA of Arabidopsis arenosa, 2093 nucleotides long. Lineage: Eukaryota; Viridiplantae; Streptophyta; Magnoliopsida; Brassicales; Brassicaceae. The record is from the annotation of a GenBank genome assembly.
AAAGUUAUUGAAUUAAUCCAAAAUAACAAGCAUUUUUUUUUGGUUCAGUCAAAAGUAAGAGCAACAACAAUUGCAGAGAAAGGUGAAUAUUAUUCAAAUAGACCACCAACUCCUUUACUGGACACAAUCAACCAUCCAAUGCACAUGAAAAAUCUGUCCAUCAAAGAACUCAAAGUUCUUUCGGACGAGUUGAGAUCUGAUGUUAUCUUUAAUGUUUCGAAAACUGGAGGACACUUGGGUUCGAAUCUGGGUGUUGUUGAGCUCACUGUGGCCCUUCAUUACAUUUUCAAUACUCCUCAAGAUAAGAUCCUUUGGGAUGUUGGUCAUCAGUCUUAUCCUCACAAGAUUCUAACGGGAAGAAGAGGAAAGAUGAAGACAAUAAGGCAGACCAAUGGCCUCUCCGGCUACACCAAGAGAAGAGAGAGUGAGCAUGACUCUUUUGGCACUGGCCAUAGUUCGACCACAAUAUCUGCAGGCUUAGGGAUGGCUGUGGGAAGGGAUUUGAAGGGGAUGAACAACAGCGUGGUUGCGGUAAUAGGCGAUGGUGCGAUGACAGCUGGACAAGCUUAUGAAGCAAUGAACAAUGCUGGCUACUUAGACUCUGACAUGAUUUUGAUUCUCAACGACAAUAAACAAGUCUCUUUGCCUACUGCUAACUUGAAUGGACCAACUCCACCUGUUGGAGCUUUGAGCUGUGCUCUAAGUAGGUUGCAGUCUAAUCGUCCUCUCAGGGAAUUGAAAGAAGUUGCCAAGGCAAGGAGUGAGGAAUCAAAUUGGGGGAUCAAUGCAUCGACUAGCUUCAAAGUUGAUGGACACAACAUAGAUGAUCUCGUCUCCAUUCUUGAAAAAGUAAAAAACACCAAACCCAUAGGACCGGUUCUUAUUCAUGUCAUGACUGAAAAAGGUCGCGGAUAUCCCUACGCAGAGAGAGCUGAUGACAAGUAUCAUGGAGUUUUAAAAUUCGAUCCAGCAACAGGUAAACAGUUCAAAAACAUUUCUAAGACUCAGUCUUACACUUCCUGUUUCGUAGAGGCCUUGAUUGCGGAAGCAGAGGCAGACAAAGAUGUUGUUGCCAUUCAUGCAGCAAUGGGAGGUGGAACUAUGCUGAAUCUCUUCGAGAGCCGCUUUCCGACAAGGUGUUUCGAUGUUGGCAUAGCAGAACAACAUGCAGUUACUUUCGCUGCUGGUCUUGCUUGCGAAGGACUUAAGCCCUUUUGUACAAUCUACUCUUCUUUCAUGCAACGGGCUUAUGAUCAAGUUGUACAUGAUGUUGAUCUACAGAAACUACCUGUGAGAUUUGCAAUAGAUAGAGCCGGACUUAUGGGAGCAGAUGGUCCAACACAUUGUGGAGCAUUUGAUGUGACGUUUAUGGCAUGUCUUCCAAACAUGAUAGUGAUGGCUCCAUCUGAUGAAGCAGAGCUUUUUCACAUGGUUGCAACUGCUGCAGCUAUUGAUGACCGUCCUUCGUGCUUUCGAUAUCAUAGAGGAAACGGUAUUGGUGUUUCACUUCCUCCUGGCAACAAAGGUGUCCCUCUUCAGAUUGGGAAAGGUAGGAUACUAAGGGAAGGCGAGAGGGUUGCGCUUUUGGGGUACGGAUCAGCCGUUCAAAGAUGUUUAGAGGCUGCUUCUAUGCUAAGCGAACGCGGAUUAAAGAUAACUGUAGCGGAUGCAAGAUUUUGUAAGCCAUUAGAUGUUGCUCUCAUUCGUAGCUUAGCUAAAUCACACGAGGUUUUAAUCACGGUUGAAGAAGGUUCCAUUGGAGGAUUUGGAUCGCAUGUGGUACAAUUUCUUGCACUUGAUGGCCUUCUUGACGGAAAGCUUAAGUGGAGGCCAAUGGUACUACCUGACCGGUAUAUCGAACACGGAUCACCAAUGGAUCAACUGGCUGAAGCUGGCCUCACAGCGUCUCACAUUGCAGCCACAGCACUUAACUUAAUGGGAACACCUAGAGAAGCCUUGUUUUGGGAGUAAUGAGAUCUCCAACAGGCACAGAAACGUUCUUCAAUUCUAUAAGAGAGUGUAUCGAGAAAACCCGCUUAGAAGAAGUAUAUAUUGUAGUUAUUUAACAUCUUGAAUAAAUUCAUUCACAUUCA